GGCUGGAAGCAGCACUGACCUCAAGCAAGGCAUUUCCAGCAUCCCUCCAGACAGACACACAGGCCUGUUCUUCUCCCACUUGCUGUUGCUGGGAGGACUCAUGCCAGUUUUUGACCUUCACAGGAUUACAAAAUAACCCAGCAAUGGCAGCCCUCAAUUCCAGCCAGUUCAGGCACCACCUUUUCCGGGACAUCUCCUUGCAGGUGCAGCAGGUGUACCCCUUCCAUGAUGGAUGGAACACGGCUUGCUUUGUUAUCCUGCUCCUCUUCAUCCUCACUGUGGUCUCACUGGCAGUACUGGCCUUCCUCUACGAGCUGCUGGACUGUGGCUGCUGUGCAAAGGACAAAACUGCCAAGGACCUGCGUGAACAGCCGGGUCCCCUGCGUUCCAUGAUGGACAGUGUCAGGAAACGUAGGGUGGAGGUGGUGUAGCCCUAAACCCACAACCUCUCUGCCACUAAUCACUUCUAACUUUGUAUGUACUUGUAAAAUAAGGGCAAAGCAACAGUGGGGAAAAGAGCUUAAACCUGGCUAGGCAAUUCUACUACAAGACCAUCCCGGCCCACACAAAAACAAUCAUCACUGCAAGAAGUAAAUACAGUUGCCUGCAUUAAAAUUACCAUUGUAGUUUGUGUCUGAGAGUGAAAUACUACAUUUACUAACUACCUACCACCCCAUGUUUAAUUCAGAGUUAUGGUCCCUCUUCCAAAUUGUGUACAAUCUGCUUGGUAACACCUUUCGCCACAUUUGGCCAUGCAAAACUUGUUUUUGCCAUUAAAUUAUGCAUUUUAUAACAA
Messenger RNA from Polyodon spathula (Mississippi paddlefish), 796 nucleotides. It is a transcript of the gene smim18, whose product is annotated as small integral membrane protein 18. The record is from RefSeq and is a predicted model, not a curated record. The transcript is spliced from 3 exons. Bases 144 to 431 code for a protein of 95 amino acids. Lineage: Eukaryota; Metazoa; Chordata; Actinopteri; Acipenseriformes; Polyodontidae.